This is a messenger RNA of Paramuricea clavata, 1491 nucleotides long. Lineage: Eukaryota; Metazoa; Cnidaria; Anthozoa; Malacalcyonacea; Plexauridae. The record is from the annotation of a GenBank genome assembly.
AUGUUUCUGGAGGUUUUCUUAUCACUCUGUCUUUGUUGGUUAUUAUGGUUCCUGAUUACGACCCACUUAAGUCGUCGCUCUCUUCCUCCCGGUCCUUUCCCAUUACCAAUAAUAGGAAACGCUCAUCAAUUGGGUACCAAUCCUCCCUUCUCCAUGGAGGGAAUUCGCAAUAAAUAUGGAGAAAUAUACACGCUACAUUUGCCCGUGGGAACAUUUGUGGUAGUGAAUAGUGGCAGACUAGCGCGCGAGGCACUGGUAACGAGGAAAGAUGAUUUUUCUGGCCGACCAAAUGAUGCAGCAAAUUUUCCAUUACGUGACAUAUUCCAUGGAAAAGACAUAAGUUUCACUGAUUUUGGUGCAAGUUUUUUAUUCCGUCGUCGAAUUAUCAGUUCUGCGUUUCAUGUAUUUGGCGAGGGACUACAGGAAGCCGAAGAAAGGGUGAGCAAGGAAGUUGGUUGUUUGCUUGAGUGGUUGGGAGAUAGUGAUGGAAAACCAACUGCACCAUAUACUGGUAUAAGCAUUACUAUGAUUAAUAUCAUGGGCGAAUGGCUAUUUUCGAAGCGAUACGAUUACCGAGAUCCAACUUUAAAGAAACUAUUAAGUUUUAACGAAAAACUUUUGUAUGUCGUUCAACAAGGACGUAUUUAUCAAGCAUUUCCAUUUUUAAAGUAUCUGCCAUCAAAAGUUAUGAAAACUUUAAGUGAAGUUCUGAGCACGCGCGAUGAGUUCUUUGGAUCACAUUUAAGUGAGCACAAGGAAAGUUACCAAGAUGAUGUCAUACGAGAUAUUACUGAUGCUUUACUUGCUGAAUACAACAAAGAAAAAUCCAAGAAACUUGAUAAAACAAUGGGAUCCAAAGAUGAUAUUAAGUAUUUUUUGAUGAACAUUUUUGUAGCAGCAAGCGAUACAAGCGCCUCGGUAUUAACAUGGUUUAUGUUAUACAUGGUCAUUUACAAGGAAGUGCAAGAAAAAAUUCAAAAAGAAAUCGAUCUUGUAGUCGGUGAUCACCGCUUACCAAACUGGAAAGAUGCUGAAAACCUGCCUUAUCUUCUUUCUACUAUUUGUGAAGUCAUGCGCCACUCGAGUUUUGUACCGAUAAAUAUACCACAUAAAGCAACACGUAAUUCAACCAUCAAUGGCUAUAUUAUUCCUAAAGAAACUGUAAUUUUAUUCAACUUCGCAGCCAUUCACAACGACCCCUGUGAUUGGGAAGAACCAAGAGAGUUUAAACCUGAACGUUUUCUUGAUGAAAGCGGAAAAUUUUUCGGCUGGAAUACUCUCCCCAAUUUUUUUCCGUUCGGAGCAGGUCGUAGGAUGUGUCCAGGCGAAAAUCUUGGUAAAUUACAGGUCUUUAUUCUAGCGUCCAACGUCUUGCAUCAAUUCUGUUUGAAAACUGUGGGCAAUGAACCCCAGCCAAGCCUUAAGAAUAAUAUUCCAGGACCUAUUUUAUAUCCUAAAAAAUAUAAAAUUUGUGCUAUAAAGCGGUUCUAA